Adineta steineri is the source of this 2520-nucleotide messenger RNA. Lineage: Eukaryota; Metazoa; Rotifera; Eurotatoria; Adinetida; Adinetidae. The record is from the annotation of a GenBank genome assembly.
AUGUCAAAUCCACAUCAUUUUCUAAAUAUACCAGCUAAAAAAGCUUUUGAUGUACCUUUAUCAACACCAAUUAAAAAUUUUAUUAAAGCAACAUUCGGUGAUAAAGAAGAUCAUUCAGCAGCUGUUGAUGGAUUAAAUUCAUUACGAGCUGAAUCAUUACUUCGUAGUAAUUAUAAAGAAGAUAUUUCAAAAUUGUUACGUUAUUAUGAUCAAUUACAUGCCAUUGAAUAUAAAUUACCAAUAACAGAAAAUCAAAUACGAAUCUAUUUUAAAUGGCAAGAUGCACUUGUUGGUGGAGGUGGUUUAUUUGGUGGUAAACAAAAAACAAAUGGUUCAUGGAAAUUAGCAUUUGAAAAAGCAUGUGUAUUAUUUAAUAUUGGUUAUGCUUAUAAUGAAUUAGCAUUAGCACAAAAUUUAUCAAUAGAUGAACAAAUGAAAAUGGCAUUAAAAUAUUUUCAAUUAUCAUCAGGCAUAUUUUCAUUUUUAAAAGAUUAUGUUAAUGCAAAUGCAUUAUCAGAUGUAUCUAUUGAUUUCGAACCAGCAGUUUUAGCAUGUAUUUCAUGGUUAAUGUUAGGACAAGCAGCUGAACUUGUUUAUGUAAAAUCAGCUAGUCUCAAAGAUGAUAUUGCAGCUAAAGUUGCAGCACAUGCAGCUGAUUGUUACAAAGAAGCUUAUACAUCAGCAAAAACCGAAAGUGCAAAAAAGGUCAUUCCUGAUAAUUUUACUAAUGUUAUGUUUGUUAAACAUUUAUUAUUUCAAUCAAAAACUGAAUAUCAUGCAGGUAAACAAGCUCAAGUUGAUCGAAAAUAUGGUCUUGCUGUUGUUCGAUUCGAUCGUGCAAAAGAUCUUGCUGAUCAAGCUGUUAGUAAAUCAACAACAGCUUCAUUUACACCAGCACUUCGUGCUAAUCAAGAUGAGAUUGCUAAAUCAGCAGCUGUAGCACACAAAGAUAAUGAUUUUGUUUAUCAUGAACGAUUACCAGAUUCAAAAUCACUUGAAACAAUUUUAGCACAACCAAUUGCUAAACCAUUACCGGUUACAUUUCCAUUAACACAUGAUUUUCGAGAUUUAUUUGCUUCACUUGUUCCAAUUGCAUUAAAUAAUGCUUUAGCAGCAUUUAGUUCAAAACGAGCAGAAAUAAUGAAUCUUGAAGUUAAUCGUUUACGAGAAGCAACCAAUGUAUUGAAUUCAUUUUUGGCUUCACUCAAUUUACCAGCUGCAAUUGAAGAUAGUGGUGGUCGUCAAAUUCCACCAUCACUUAUUGAAAAAGCAAAUGAAAUUAAACGACAAGGUGGAAUUAGUACAUUAGAAAAAAUGGUUAAUGAAUUACCAACAUCAUUAAAUCGUAAUAAAGAAAUCUUAGAUGAAACUAUUCGUAUGUUAGAUGAUGAAGAACGAGGUGAUACAGAAUUACGUACUCAAUUUCAAGGACGUUGGACUCGUACUGUAUCAUCAACAUUAACAGUUCCAUUACGUGCUGAAGCAAAAAAAUAUAUGGAUAUUAUACAGAAUGCUAUUAAUGCUGAUAAAAUUGUACAAGAAAAAUAUCGAAUGAAUCGUGAUUGCACUGCUUUACUUAGUAAACAAACGCAUGAAAUUGCCAAUGAACUUCCAUCAUCAUCUGCUGCUGGUGCUUUACGUGAUGCAUAUUCAGUACGUGAAUUACAUCGUUUAAUGGAUACUGUCGCAGGAGUAAAAGCUGAACGUGAAGUGAUUGAAUCUGAAUUAAAAAAUACAGAUUCGGAUAGUGUUCGUGCACGUUUAAUUGCUGCUUUUCAACAAGGAAAUCAUAGUGAUGAAAAUAGUGUUGUUGUUCAUGAAAUUGAAUCACUCUAUACACCAUUAAGACAACAAGUGAAUGAAAGUGUUUCAAAACAAGAACAACUUGUUGAAAAUAUUCGUCGUGCACAUCAACAAUUUCAAACUGAAAAACAAGGAAAUGCAUCAUCGGAAAUACGUGAAGAAAUGAUGAAAAAUUUAGCUCGAGCAUAUGAUGCUUUUCAAGAAUUAUUAAGUAAUUUAAGAGAAGGAAUAAAGUUUUAUAAUGAUCUUACACCAUUAUUACUUAAAUUUCAAAACAAAGUAUCCGAUUUUGUCUUCGCACGUAAAACAGAAAAAGAAGAUUUAAUGAAAGAUAUUCAACGAGGUAUUGUUGGCGGAAAUGCUCCAAAAGCACCACCACCAGCACAACAACAACAACAAACAACAACACCAGCUUAUCCAUAUGGUACUGCUCCACCAUAUCCAACGCAACCAUCAGCUCCAGUAACUGGUGGUCAAGCACCACCAACAGUACCGGAUGGUUCAGCAUUGCCUUAUCCUGGUGCUUAUAUGCAACCAUUCUUUCCUAUGCCAGCUAGUUAUAAUCCAUAUAAUCCAUUUUUUAAUCAAAUGGCUCCUCCUUAUCCAACGGCUGGUGCCCCACAAUAUCCAAUGGCUGGUGCUAAUCAAUAUCCAAAUGCUGGUGCUCCACAAUAUCCACAAGCAGGUUAUGGUGUUCCAAGACCAGCAAAAAAAUAA